CAAAGAUCACUGGAAGAAGCAGUGCUGGGCUCCCACUCUCUCUCCUGACCUCCUCGUCAAGACAGAUAUCGUGGAAAAGCAUCAGGUACCUCCCAUGGCAAUGCCACACAAUAUGGCAAAUAUGCCAGCACCGCCGUACCCAGGCCCCCCUGUAGACCCCAACAUGGCUGCCUAUAUGGGAGUCCAAAGUCAGCAAGUCGUGCAGACUGUUCAUCAAUCUGUUUACCAGUACCCCCAACAACAGCCUCAGAUCUUACAGCCUGUACACCAGGUGGUGGUGGUGCAGCCGAUGCCAACUGAUAAUCCUGGACAGAUGUUAUGUCCUCGCUGCCAAAACAACAUUCUCACUAAAGUUGAAUAUAAGAAUGGUGUACUCACCUGGCUGAUCUGUGGCCUACUAGGAAUCUUCGGGAUCUGGCCUUGCUGUUUGAUUCCUUUCUGUGUGGAUUCUUGCAAGGAUGUGCAUCAUUCCUGUCCCAUAUGUAACAACGUCCUGCAUAUCCAUAAACGCAGCUGAAACAGCAAUCUCCAGCGUAAACUCUGAAGAAACAACAAAAGGUAGAGAAGCUAGUCAUGAUCAAACAAACAUCUGUACAGGGGUAGGAUCUCAUCUUGAACCGUGUACUUGUGUAAAAUGCUUGUUUUACCUGCAUUACUCUCUAUUGUACAUAUGUGUAGCUAGAAAGUCCUGUAAGGCCUGUAAUAGAGAGACCUGUAAUAUCUUCUUUUCUUUUAGCUCAUGAUUUGAAAUGUGCAAUCACAUUGUAAAAAAUGUAAGGUGAAAAUAUAAUUAUCAUUACUAGAUUUUUUCUUGACUUGCUCUGAGUGAUAUCAUCUCACUGUAAUAUAAUUUAGUGUUAAAUUUAAGCAUUAAUGUAGGACGGCAACAAUUUCAUGAGUCUUAGUUUGUUCAAAUUUAGUCCAGCUGAUUAUUUUAUGAAAUGUUAUAUUUGUCUGCAGAGAAAAGCAAAAUUAUUUGCGUUUUUGCAUCUAUUGAUUUCAUUUAGAUGGCAUACUGAAUGUUUUUUUUAGUUGAAAUUUAAUUUCUUUGACACACUAAUAUAAAAUAAAUAAGUGUCACUAAAUAAAAAAAUAUUUCAACAUGAACAUGACAAUGCACUCAAAAUAAGAUAUGUAAGAUACACUGAAAUUGUAAAUAUAUAUAAAUAUGUAUAACAA
Messenger RNA from Seriola dumerili (greater amberjack), 1179 nucleotides. Its product is annotated as lipopolysaccharide-induced tumor necrosis factor-alpha factor homolog. Gene Ontology annotation, molecular function: zinc ion binding. The record is from RefSeq and is a predicted model, not a curated record. NCBI's taxonomy places the organism in Eukaryota, Metazoa, Chordata, Actinopteri, Carangiformes, Carangidae. Bases 95 to 517 code for a protein of 140 amino acids. The transcript has 5 exons.